Messenger RNA from Manihot esculenta (cassava), 737 nucleotides. RefSeq names its product DNA-binding protein DDB_G0278111. Gene Ontology annotation, cellular component: nucleus; cytosol. NCBI's taxonomy places the organism in Eukaryota, Viridiplantae, Streptophyta, Magnoliopsida, Malpighiales, Euphorbiaceae. The record is from RefSeq and is a predicted model, not a curated record. Gene Ontology annotation, molecular function: DNA binding. The transcript is spliced from 7 exons. Bases 225 to 611 code for a protein of 128 amino acids.
AUAUCCGGACAAUAGUAAAUCUCCCAAAAUAUUUUACCUCUCACCAACUUUGGGGUCGAUGUUCCAUUGACAAGACAUCAUUGGAACAGGCUCAUAAAGUUGCGUCUUGCAAACGCUAAGCCUUCUAGCUAAAACGCUCUCUCCUGGGAAGAAGAACAAGGCAUUCACUUCUGUAGAAGCAACGCGAUUCUUAACUCUGUAAAGAACUGCUGUUGCCCGAACCGAUGGAUGAUCCUGAGUUAGAAGCGAUUCGCCAGAGAAGAAUGCAGGAGCUCAUGGCUCAACGUGGCAUGGGAAAUCAGCAAGGCUCUGAACAGCAAAAGGCUCAGGAGGAGGCAAAGAGGGAUGCAGAGGAAAGAAGGCAAAUGAUGCUUAGUCAGAUUUUAUCCACAGAAGCCCGAGAAAGACUUGCCCGCAUUGCUUUAGUUAAACCUGAAAAGGCAAGGGGCGUUGAAGAUGUUAUAUUGAGAGCUGCACAAAUGGGUCAAAUAGUUGAGAAGGUUUCUGAAGAGAAGCUUAUUUCAUUGCUGGAACAGAUUAACAAUCAAACAACUAAGCAGACAAAAGUCACAAUCCAGAGGCGGAGGAGUGUUCUAGAGGAUGAUGAUUAACUCAGAUAUGUAUCCUGUGUUUUACGAUGACGCAGUGCUGUUUUUGUUUCUUAUUAUAUUUGGACAAAUACUUUGAUGGUGGUGAUCUAUUUAAUUGAAUUCCUGCGUGGCUUUGUAGUUCCGAAA